AUGACGAUAAGUGUUGGGGCAAACUCCAAGCUCUUCAAGCCACUCACGAUCGGCAAUGGCAAGAUCAAGCUGGAGCAUCGCGUCAUCCUCGCGCCGUUGACGAGGAACAGGGGCACUCCGCUGAGCUCUGAGAGCACGGCGGAGAACCCAAACCGCGUGUGGCUUCCCAAUGGCUUGAUGGCUGAGUAUUACAGCCAGCGGACCACGAAGGGAGGCCUUCUUAUCUCCGAGGGAGUGCCUCCAUCUCUCGAGGGCAAUGGCAUGCCAGGCGUUCCAGGGCUUUUCCUCGAAGAGCAGAAGGCGGGCUGGAAGAAGGUCGCAGACGCGGUCCACGCAAAAGGCGGAUUCAUCUACAUGCAAAUCUGGCACUCUGGCAGGGCCAACGUCCCUCAGAUGACCGGCACGCCGAUCCUCUGCCCGUCUGCCACACCCUGGGAUAGUCCGGAUGAGAACUUCAUGUAUCCUCUUCCGCACAGCAAUAAGUUUGUCAAGUAUCGCGACUUCCCACCCACCGAGCUGUCAGUACCCCACAUCAAGAAGACGAUCCAGGAUUACUGCAGGACGGCCAAGUGGGCAGUUGAAGAGUGCGGCUUCGACGGCAUUGAAGUGCACGGCGGGAACGGGUACCUGCCUGAACAGUUUCUUGCUUCCAAUGUCAACAAGAGGACGGACGAGUACGGCGGUAGCCCAGAGAAAAGGUGCACAUUUGUGCUUGAGCUGAUGGAUGAGCUGAGCAAGGCAAUUGGGGAAGACAACCUAGCGAUCCGGCUGAGUCCAUUCGGCCUGUUCAAUCAGAUCCGUUGCGACGAGCGUGUGGAGACCUGGACCACUCUCUCCCACAAGCUGAAGCAAGCCCAUCCGAAGCUGUCAUACGUGAGCCUCAUCGAGCCCCGAUACGAGCAAAUCUUCAGCGAAGCAGAGAAGCAGAGCUACCUGGACGCGUGGGGUCUUUCAACCGUGGAUCUUUCCGCCUUCCGGGAGAUCUUUGGUGACACUCCCUUCUUCUCCGCGGGCGGGUUUGAUGAUGCGAACUCCUGGGGAGUUCUGGAGUCGGGCCGCUACGAUGGUCUGCUGUAUGGGCGGUAUUUCAUCAGCAAUCCAGAUCUGCCCAAGCGACUCAAGGAAGGCAUUCCGCUGGCGAAGUAUGAUCGGUCGAGGUUCUAUGGGCCGUUUGAGGAUAACUCGAUCGGGUAUACUGACUAUCCGGCGGUGGAGCAGUAA
Molecule: messenger RNA, 1221 nt
Organism: Trematosphaeria pertusa
Lineage: Eukaryota; Fungi; Ascomycota; Dothideomycetes; Pleosporales; Trematosphaeriaceae
Product: FMN-linked oxidoreductase
Exons: 3
Coding region: 1-1221 (406 amino acids)
Molecular function (GO): oxidoreductase activity; FMN binding
Source: RefSeq, a predicted model, not a curated record